Molecule: messenger RNA, 3940 nt
Organism: Porites evermanni
Lineage: Eukaryota; Metazoa; Cnidaria; Anthozoa; Scleractinia; Poritidae
Source: the annotation of a GenBank genome assembly
AUGUUCAAUCAAACUGACUGCGAAGCCUCUCUACUAAGCGAAACGAAAUUCCCAGAUAUCACAGAAGCCUGUAAUGUGACUCAACGUAAGCAACGUCACAGAAAAGAACAAGGCGCCCAGAUUCCAGUGGAUAUUAUCUAUCAAGAGAGACUGAAGGUUACGAUUAGAGGUAACGUCGAAGGACAGCAUGAGUCAAGUAGAUACGAAAUAGGAUUGGAAAUCAGCCUCAAGGUAUUUUUCUUUCUUCAUUCUCAAGCUAAUCAUUAUCCAUUCAGUCAAAAGCCAAUAAAUGACCACCAUUAUGUCAGGUGGAUGAAUCCUGUUACCUAAUUAAACACCAGAUAAAACAGUACCAGAUUUUCAUCUGAUAUGAAACAUGUUUUGCAUCUGGGAUCAAACACUUGCAUUUUAAUGAGGUGUUUUAUUGAUUAACAUAACUCAUGGAAAGAAUGAAAUACCAGACACAACAUGUCACCUCAUAAUUUCUAAUUGUUUCAUUUUAGAAGACAUGUCAAAAACACAGGCUUCGUGCUUCAUCACGGGUUCCUCGGUGUUUGGAACUAUUGCUGAAGCAUCCCCUUGUUUUUUGACAUUUUACAUAAAUCACUAGGGAUCAUUUGAAAUACUCCUUACAAUUACCAUGCUACAUCUUACAAAAAAAUUCCGAGUUUUGUGAUGAAAACUACUUUAAUUAUGUGUGUAUCGUGUUUCUCAUUUUAUAUAGAAUCGACGUCGCACCACCAAACAGUACAAUAUACUAACCAGAUUGAAAGGACAUGGAAGCAUCAAGGCUCUUUACUGUUUGUUGCCGAGUGUAUGCGGUGCUAAAACAGGUAACAGACAACCACUGCAGAUUUUCCAAAGGACACGCAACCGAAAUUUUCUGUUUAAGGUGGCUGAACACAGUUUUGGCAGUUUGUGAGUAUAUGUCAUUUGUCAACUCAUGGCAUAUAUUGAUGAAAGAUUUUGAUUGACAGGAAAAAUUUGACGUUUUUGUAGUUUCAUGGCAACAUGAACGAUUGAAUACAACCUUAAAAUUUCACUUUUGCUCUGUUUACAUAAAAUUCACUCAUUAGAUUUUCCUAUAAACUUGCACACAGCUUACUAUAAUUAAUCAUUACCGUUUGAAACUUAUUUGACCAAAUUUAACAAACGGGUUUUAGAUAAUCAAUGAAUAGUAUAAUUGUAGUGUAAUUAUUAAAUGUGUCAAAAAAUCAUCUGUCAACUUCCAUUUUAAAGUUCUCAUUAUCUAAAAUACGUUAAAAGUAAAAAUUCUGCUAAAUAUCACAAGAUUUUAAUGAGUAGAUUUUGAGAAAUCUUCUUCUGUGUAACAUUGCUUUUUUCGCCAUGUAAGUUUUGUCUAAUUUAAAACACGCGCCGUCACGCGAGUUACCGCUGACCGCCUGCAAAACUGUGUUUAGCCACCUCCGCCUGCGCGUUGAGCCCACUUGAAUUGAUGGUAAUGCACGACCGACCGUCCACCGUCGUUUAGCCAAACAUGAAACUGAUUCAAGACACGCUAUGUCACUCUUUUAUGAAGUGAUAUAUGCGUUCUAUAUAACAAGUCAAUUUUAUUUGCAGCUGUCAAAAUGAGGUAUUCGAUAGGAAACGUGUCAGGCGCCAAGAUGGAAAAUGUUGUUUGUUUUUAGUUGUUGUUGUUGUCGUUUUUUUCCCUCACAUUUUUCAAUUAGUCAUCAGUACAAACUCAUACUAGCUGAGCUUAUUUCAAUGCUUUUACUCUAUCCAGCCUAGAAUCUAAGUUCGUUCAAAACCCAGUCAAGCCAUGCGGGAGAAAACAUCGAGUGACAAUACUUAAUGACGUCAUUGUCUUGAUCUCUGUCACAGAUUCAUGCGCAUGCUCAAUACAAGAAGUUUCCACCACUCUUGGCCCUGAAUUAACGCCUAGGCUCCCCGAAGAAGGUAGAAACGAAAGAAGAACAGUAAAGAGAAACACCGUGGGAUUUUGUUUUGUGCUGCUCUUUCUGGUAUUAGAGAUGUUGGUUUGUGUUAUUUUGCCUCUUAUUGUUGCAAAAUCAAAAUACAGGUAACAAAAACACUUCUUGCCCGUAAUUUGAACAUGCAUAUUCUCAUUUGCUUCUCUUGAUACAUUUUCUAUGGUACUGUUGAGGAGAAGUUGUUAGGCAAUCAACCCUUUUACUUAGUGAUCGUUUUCUUUAAACUUAACUGUUAGUCAAUCUUAGCGUUUUCUUCAUGAGCAUUUCAUCUAUUGUUGCUCUAAGCGAGGCCAUUUCCGAGUUCCAAAAAAUCUCACUUUUUAGUCGAGGCUACAUGCAAAACCUUCCUUGUGAUAAUGAGUUUUAUUUGCAAGAGAUAAAAAAAAUUCAUGUCAAUGGCGUUACACUAACUCUCGUUUUGAAACAGAGGCAUGGAGCAGCUUUUGCAAUGUUGUUGCUCUUAAUUUUCGCCCGUCGUUUCUCUUGGUCACGUGGUCUGUGUGACGACUAGGGUACCACUGAGGAGAAUUUAUUAAACAAUCAACCCUUCUCGUUUUUUUCAUUAGACUUGUUCGUUACCAAAAAGCCGCGAGGCGCUGAGUACGAGAGUGCUUGUUGAUGCACGAUACAUUAGCGACCUUAAGAUUGAAGGAGGAGGACGACUACAAGAAAGAGAUUUGACGUAAAGUCUUUUUUAGCUUCUCGUCAAAAAUAAAAGACACACCAGUAAGCUUCAUUGUCCGUCUUUUCCACUAGGAACGUUAGCAUAGUUAUUUUAAUUGAGGGGGGUUAAGCACUUGACAACUUGCUUUUGUCAAAACGACAUUUUCGCUAAAACCCGUAGUAAAAUGACAACGUUUAUCAUGUUUUCCCGCCAAAAUGAAGCGGGUUCACGCGCGAGCGCACUGCUAAGUAUUGGGAAAAUCUAGUCCUCGUAGUCGUCUUCGUAUCCUUGCUUACACAGUGUAGUAGUUGCUGCAAAAAGUAGUAAGUAAUUCUACUACUCUAGAAGGUCUUACUUAUCCAGUUUCCAAAAGCUAACUAUGAGUUGUUUAAACUUUACAGACGAAAUUCAUCAGUUGAAGUCGAAAACUCUGCAAGUACGUAUGAAAAAACUAGUCAUUUUUAUACGAAAAUAUUUCACUUUUUUUUUUCUUACCGGCGAGACACUGUUUCUCUGACGUAUCAGAAACAUUAAGGGCCAGUUAUUUAAACGGGGUUUAGCCAGUGCUUAAGAAAACCGCGUUCUAAGCCUUUUUUACCUUGCCCAACGCUUUCAUCUUAACACCAUUUAUCGUGGACAGCUUCAUGAAAGCUUAGGGCCUAGGCUGGAAAAUCACUUUUUUUCUUAAAAUAACCCACUAAGGAAUAUAUCUGGAGGUCCAGAGAUUUGCUAAACCGCGGCCUAAGUUAGACUUCCGUUUAAAUAACCACCCUUAAAUUUUUCCACAGGUAAUCCUUCGUAUCAGAUUGGCCCUCAACUCCUUCCCUCAUCUUAUUCAUCCCCACAGCAAGACGCUGAUCAAGAAUCUUAUCAACCCCCCUACCAGCCCCUGGUAGAGAACACUAGGGCACCAGGGGGGAAUACUGGGUAUCUCAGGCCAGUAGCUGAACGCGGAGAGGCCUCUCGCUUGGUCGCAACCGAUCCAGCGUCCUACCAAGAUCUCGACCAAAGCGAGCAGCGAGAGCAUGGGUGCCAGAAAAGUUUGACUCAAGUAGAAGAGACCAGAGAACCAUUCUAUCACGUUCCCGAGAAAAGUGCCGCAAAAGAGGGGAUCCGAAGUACUUCGGGAACCCUCCGAGAUCCUAUGUACUAUGUCGUAAAAGAACUCAAAAGUGUAAACGCGAAUGCUUGUGACAAGUUCCCCUCUGAGAAUUCCGUUAAAGAACCCAUUUAUUGGGUGCUCGAGGACCCAAGAGAAAUUGAAGAAAAAAACACAAAGACGACAAGUUUUGAAGUUUUAUUUCAAGAAUUUUGGAAAUGA